ACUGAGCAGAGCCCUGGGUCCCUCUCCUCUGGCCGCCUGGAGCUCUGGAGCUCUGGAGCUCACACUCCCACUUUGCCGGUCUGUAACAAGGCGGCGGGGCAGGGGCGAGCGCGACCAUGCCGGGCCUGCCCAUCUCCCUGGGUGCUGGCGGCGGACACAGGGAAGUGUGUGUGAAAGCGUCCUGUGAAUCGCGCCCGCCAGGGAGUUAGAGGCACCUUCUGUUGUUUCAGAGCUUCGACAGAGAUCCCAAAGGGAAAGAGAAAGAGGUGGCCGCUUAUUUAGGCAGGGACACUAAGAGGUUAUGAAAUCAGCUUUGAGAGCUUCGGCUUGUCACCAACCUGGAGACCAUAGAAGAGGAGGCUGGGGGUGCAGCUCGGGACAGUCAGAGAGCAGCCUCCGCGCGGGAGCUGUCGAGGGGGAGGCGCUGCUUCUCCCCCUUUGCCUCAGCCCAUCCCCACAAUAAGCCUAGUGAGUCUCUGUCUGGCUUCAGAGCCCACAGGAAGCCAGACAGGUGCCCUCUCGAGUUGGAAGGACAAAGGGACUGAUACUUAAGCCACAUUGCAAACCAUGAAUGCAGAGCCUGGUUGGAGCCGUCUGUGGUGGCAGGACAAGGAGAGAGAGAGACCUCCGGGGAAUCUGCAGAAGCUCCAUGUGGGGCAGAGUACCCGUUCAGGCAGGCCACACCCCUGGGCCUUGGCCCCAGACGCGAACCGACCAAGUGCUGUCCUGGGGCUUGCUACCCUUCACCACUCCCCCGUCCCUGUUCCGAGUCUGGGGGUGCCAGAACAGUUCUGGAGCAUGGACACCUCCUCUCAGGGCUCUGGCUUCCAGAUCUCCCUGCAGCUACGUGAUGCCCCAGGCUCCACACCACCCUGCCAACCUUCCAUUCUUUCCUCUCCAUCAGCCACACCCAAGGGGCUUCAUCCUGGCAGAGAAAGAGUCUCAAGUAUCUGGUCUACUCUGUGCUACAGGAACAUUUCUGAGAAUGGUCAAGAGCCGAAGCCACAGUUUGCCUCCAUGCUCCAGACCAUGGUCAGAGGUGUGCUGGAAGAUGGACUGUCCUCCAAUGGUAUACCCCGAUCUGCAGCCCCAGGUGGAAUAUCCAACCCGGAGAAGAAGAUGAGCUGUGGGACCCAGUGCCCGAAUCCCCAGAGCCUCACCUCAGGCCCUCUGACCCAGAAACAGAAUGGCCUUCGGACCAUGGAGGUUAAAAGAGACGCUAAGCGAAUGUCUGCAAAAGAAGUUACCAUUAACGUGACAGAAAGUAUCCGACAGGUGGACAGAAAUCGAAGGAUGGCGAAGAACUGUGUUAACUAGCAGAGUGUGCUACUAGAAGGGCAGAUGGACUCCUUUGGUGCCCUCCACAUCCUGGACCCCAUGAAAGAGUCUUGAAGAAGGGUGUGACCCUUGCAGAAGAUGAAUAAUGCUGCUGCCUUGAGAGACUGCCUUCCCCAGCAGGCCAGUGGCUGCCUGGGCUUUGGGGACAUUCUCAGCCUCCAAUUACCACGUAAACAUUUUGGCGCAGUACUUGUGUAUGGUAAUAAGCUCCAAAUGUGCAAUUAGUUUGCCUCUUUGCAACUCCUGCUCUGUGGUCUGAUGUGAAAGCGGUGUGCAAAAGCCACAGGUGGGUCUAUGAAACAGAAGUAGGAGUACACUCCCUGGGGGAAAGAUGCUCACAUGGAUUCUAGGCUCCCCUGGCCAUGGUAGCGUGCGCUUUUCCAGUCAGCUUGUUCUUUCGUUCUCUCUUGCUGAAAACCACCAUCAGAAAGCUUACCGUGUUCACUUAAAAGUUGUCUUUCACCCAACGGUAAAUCCAGAUAAAGGAGAAAUUGAGAAACAGGAAAAUUUCCUGCUAUACAUGUUUCCUUAGCUCAGUACGAGAUUCAGAUCCAGUUUCACACAAACUCACUCCGUCAACACCCACAGCAUGUGUUGGGAGGUCUCUGUGAGGCAGUCACACCCAUUUCUCAACUGUCUUCCAUGCACCCCAUCCUGGUGUCCAUGUCAGCCUCCACACCGCAAUGUCACGGUCACUGUGGUCAACGCAUCCAACCUAGGAUGCUUCCCGGGGCUCAGCCAGACACCACAUUUUCAGAGCUUCCCAGUUCUCCUUGCCUGCACUCUUGAGUGUUUGUUUUCUCCAGUUGGGUCAUUUGCGUGGACACAGCUCACCAGAGGGAGAUAACCUAGCACACGUACCAGCAGCACAUACGGCUUCCCCGUGGCAUCUUGUCCUCAGCACCAGGACUAUGUCAUGUGCUACCCGUGAAGGAGUCACUUUAGAAAGCCCGUACCUGGUUGGUGUGCAUUGUUAACCUUGUUGUGUUGACAUUGACGUUAGACUGAUGCACACUGGGUCAGAAAUCAGAGGCAGUGAAAAAUGUCUUGAUAGAUUAAAAUCAUCUAACAUUUCUUUAAACACAUUAAAGGGGAAGUAUCUUCCUCCAAAGUAAUGUAGCAUGAUUUUUAAAAGACUGUUAACACACCUGGAUUGGGAAAGGUAGGACUAAAGUUGUACCAAACAAUAACAAUAAACUCCAUAGUUAGCAGAAAUAGGCAGAAUAGGUGGUGUGUGUUUAUAUAAUGUGGCCUAGAGAAUUGACAUGCGUUGGUUAAAAUUUAGAAACUUGGCCUCGUUACCUGCCAAUUUUGUUAUUCCUCAAACACAGACAAGUACUGCUUCUGCUUCCUCCCUCCUCCCUCCCUUCGGUACACUGUGUAUUUAUCCAUUAAACACUAAGUACCAACCCUGCACCGGGCACCUUGCAGAUGCUAAGAGAUUUGGAGUCUGGCCAGUCAUCCUGAAUGUAACAGCGGAUUUAAUAACUAGGGGAUGAAGCUUGACCCUAAGGUGUAGGGUGUGUGUAGUGAACUGCUCUGCAGCAGCACUCACUUUGACAUUCAGAAUAGGUUUCUCUCUUACACUCUGGAUCUGGGUGUUCUCCUAAUCACGGCCCAAGCCUUUACCCUACACAAAACUAGUUUUCCCAAACUUCUAUCGUUUUGUGGUACUUUGAGAAAGGGCUUUUAGGGAACUUCAUGUUCUGAAAAUUAAAAAGUAAUAAGAAAAUAAAAGCCAAACCUGUGACUCCCAUGGCCCCCCCCCCGGCAUUACUCAGCUGAGCCUUCCGCUGCCAAAGGUUGGCAAUGAUCCUGCAAGCUCAAGGGCUCAUUCUCCCAGGGCACAUGUGUCGUGUUUCUGUGUGGGGUGUUCCUUCCCCCUUCACGUGCUGUCAGUUAUGGACGACACCAGUUUCUCUUUACAUCCUUGUUUUUUUGCAUCACUUCACUGCUGCAAGUUGUUUGGGAUUUAUUAACUUGAAAGGGUGUCUCUGUUUUAUAUAGAAACAAGGUCUCCCUCCUGGGGGAGAAGGGAAUAAAGGACAUAUAUGAUCUGCCCCUCCCUGGAACCAUCUGGAUUUCACAAAGACAGUGAUCAGAAGUCAAACCAUGUUACUGGAAACUCAUCUGGCAAUUUUUUCCUGUGUGUAUGAUACAAGAACUGAUUCUUACUAUCCUAUUAACACUUUCUAUUGCAAAGUUUGUGUCAAUAAAGUCAUCAAUUUCAAACAUA
Canis lupus familiaris (dog) is the source of this 3574-nucleotide messenger RNA. RefSeq names its product BAALC binder of MAP3K1 and KLF4 (gene BAALC). Bases 568 to 1317 code for a protein of 249 amino acids. Lineage: Eukaryota; Metazoa; Chordata; Mammalia; Carnivora; Canidae. The transcript has 6 exons. Gene Ontology annotation, cellular component: cytoplasm. The record is from RefSeq and is a predicted model, not a curated record.